Messenger RNA from Carassius auratus (goldfish), 6279 nucleotides. RefSeq names its product SERTA domain-containing protein 2-like. The transcript has 3 exons. The record is from RefSeq and is a predicted model, not a curated record. Gene Ontology annotation, cellular component: nucleus. NCBI's taxonomy places the organism in Eukaryota, Metazoa, Chordata, Actinopteri, Cypriniformes, Cyprinidae. Bases 2281 to 3030 code for a protein of 249 amino acids. Gene Ontology annotation, molecular function: transcription regulator activity.
CACUUCUUGCAAAUAAAUUAUCAGUUGGUUUUUCCUGUUUUUUUUUUCUUGCAAAAGUGAUUGAUUUGAAAGAAGGUCUUGAUGUUUUCAUGUUGUCACAGUAAGCUUUAAAUCAUACGUAAAUCAGGGUUGUCAGCAACGUCUUGACCUUUGCACCUCAUUCAUUACUUGCUAAUUAUUUCUUUAGUAGGCAAGUAUUCAGAUUAAAUAAAAUCAUUUCAAUCUCAUACUGGAUGGUUUCACCACUUACUCAGACUUGCACUAUUGAUAAGACUAGCGGGCUUCAUGUGAGUGAGUGUUCAUGUCUGUCAGUGUGACUGAGUCAGCCCUGAGUCACUUCGUCAGUCCACCCAGUUUCAAAGCUGCCCAAACUAAGACAUCCGGCCUGUCUACCCAGUGGUUCAUUAUUCAAGGCUUAGUUGGCUUGUCAAUGGCAUUUGCCACCUACUCCCUCCCUCCUACUCGCAGUUGAUCUCUCUUUCUCCUCCCACUUUCUCUCGCAGACAAACUUUAUUUUACGUUCUUACUGGCUUACGUACACCCUCUCUCUCCCUCCUUUUAUUUUUUUUUUUUAUAAAUACUCUUUCCUGCCGUCCUCUUUAUCAUUACUACUUCCUUUGGGGCAAUGGGAGGGCCAAGAGAGGGAAAACAUAAGAUAGAAAAAUGACUCCACCACAUCAAGUUCAGUUUGCUCUUGUGCAGGAAGUAUCUUAACUCAAGCCAGCCUAUGAGUUGAAGCAACUCUUAUCUUGUUCUCAGAAUGUGACUAAAGAUCAUUUCAGUGCUGUCUGUCAUGUUGUGGUCUUCCAUUUAUUAUUAAUAUUUUUUUUGUUGUUGUUGUACUAACCACACAGUGAUGGAAAUAAUUUUUUUAGCUCUCUAUUUUAGUGAAACUGAUCUUUAUAUGGAACUAGGCUGCUCUUCACUUACGCGGUGCUGUGCUGCUGUGAGUGAAAGCAGCCAUUCAAAGUCACUUUUCAGUUGUUCAGCCUCUUAUGUGUGUUUCACAGUCAGUAUAAAGUAAGUGUGACAUGCUAAAGCAAAAUGGGCAGUAGUUGCACCCACAAAAUGAGUAAGAAACAAGUAUUGGAUUCCAUUCAGUAAAUUAAACAUUAUUGUUUAAUCUAAUGAUCAGGUAGUUAUUAUUGUCAAGCAGCAGUUAUAUAACUGUUAUUAAAAUUAGUUCUACACAUUGGUUAUUGGACACAUUAAGAUAAUGUGUUUUGGAUAUGAAAUUUGGUAUCAUUGUAUUGCCUUGUUGGGACUUUCCAUGGACAGCCUCACUUUUAAAUCACCACUAGGUAAAAACAAAGUGAAGUGCAAUCAUGUAUAUGUGCAGACCUGAAGUGAUGCAACACAGCAUACUCUACAGCAAUGCUGCCUCUUCUAUGGACCCAUUCGUGUUCUCCCACUUUGAUGGUCAUCUCCGUAGUUGUGCUUAUUGUCUUUGAGCUGCAGACUCUGUGUGCCACUCAAGCGCCAGCCUCUCAUCCACCGCUGUUGCCAUGGCAAGCAGACCACAGAGGCCAGAAGGGCCCAAUUUAAAUCAUGCCUUGCUGUUUUAAAGCUGCGAGACUUUAUAGUGACCAAGUCAAAUUUGAAGUUGUUCAGCUUGCCUUCUUGAAAAAAGAAACUGCUUUAUAAAGCAUAUGUGAAUGCAGGCAUCAGUCAGUCACCUUUUACUCAAGCUUUAACACUUGUUUAAUGUCAUAAGCAUGAUAAUCUAUGUGCAUAAUGAACUCUUCAAUGUCAUAUUCCUCUUGAAUAUAUUGUUUUUCUGUAGCAGUGGUGAUUUGCUCGCUCGCAUUCCAUUUAUAGCUUUCUGUUGCUGACAGAGACGGGCUGCAGACCCUCUUCUACGUGUACGUGUGCUCUUGCCAGAGUUCAGCUGUGAAAUCUGCAGGAAUACAAAAUGUCCCUUUUGAAGCCUUGUGACUGCUUUGUGGGUACGGCACCUAUAGGGCUGAGCAGGAAUGAGCCCAGAGUGCUCUGCUAGCAUGCAUGGUUAUAUAACCGCUAGCCCCGGCGUGACACACUUGAGCGCUGCAGCCCGUUCAUGUGCACGCACACAUGAUCUGGCUGUUUCCAGGCAUUGAAAGUGUUUCAUCAAACUUGUUUUGACACCAAUUGUUGGGAUUGAGACUACACAAUCUAAUGCAUCCGUCUCACUUCUGAACACAAGAGGCUCUUGUUGGCUCCUGCAGCUUCCUGUGCACCCUGCAGUGGAGAAGAGCAGUCAGUGACCAGACCUGCGGGGGAUGUCUGCCUUCGUUCAGAGUGAUGGAUGUAGGGAGGGGGGUGCCUACACUACAGAGAGCGCAGAGGUACAUGCUGGGCCGGGGGGUGAAACGUAAGCUGAGCACAUGUGAGGACCCUGCCCUGGACUUGCCAUAUCCUCAGCAGAGGCAGCUGGUGCUGGACUUGUGUCUAGACAAGCUACAAAGCUGCCAGCGACGAGCUGAACCCAGUCUGCACCGUUCAGUCCUGCUGGCCAACACCCUCCGCCAGAUUCAGCAGGAAAUGAGACAGGAGGGGGAAACCUGUUUGCCACCUGCCGUGCUCGGCCCCUCACUCCCUCACGUCUCCACCCCACGCCACUUCCCUGACCUGCCACCUGUGCCCUUAGACUGUCCUCCACCUCUAACUGGAGCACUGUCCCCUUCAUUCCCCCUCACAAUGGCUGAGGAUGAGGAGGUCCAGUUUGGUGGUGGCGUAAAUGAGACUCUCUUGCCAUCCCUUUCUGGUGAGGACGACACAAGGUCAUCAGAUUCACUCUUUGGCUCAUUUGAGAUUACUAAUUCCACCAGCUACUUGACAGACCUGGCUUUGGAUGACAUAUUUGAUGACAUUGACACGUCGAUGUAUGACUCCUCUGACAUUUCUGUCCUGGCGUUUCCGGUGCAGAGAAGCAGCAAGGUGGACGACGACCUCAAGAACCUUUCCUCCUGCACCUCCAACAACAGCCUACAGCUCUGUCUCUCAGACAUCAACGACCUGGACCACAUCAUGGAGAUCCUUGUGCGCUCCUGAAUCACGACUCACAUCACAGUGUCCUCAUUCAGCCGUCCCAGUGUUUUCUAUGGGAAAUGAAUAAUUCUUUUUUUAAAAACAACAAAUAUUUUGUCUAUUUUUAUACAAAGGACUGAUAUAUUUAUAUAUGUAAAAAGGAAACUGCCUGACACACUCCCACUGUAGGAUAAAUGCACAUUUUUAAGACUUUUUCAGAUGGUCGAGCUUAAGCUGCCGUCCUUCAUAUUUAAGCAAACUAAGAUAUGAAUGUGCAGGGACUUCGGAAACAAAUACAAAGUAUUACCAUUGACGCUUAUUUAUAUUGGAUAGUUGUAUUUAAAAGAAGAUGGAAGAAAAGUGGUUCGUUAUGGACGCUCCGUAGCUUUUGAUGAGCUAAAAGACAUUUAUUUUUUGUGAACUUCACCGUAUUCUGAAGCAUUACAUUUAACUGUCAGUAAUUCUGAUUAUCAGAUCAUGUCAUGCACAUGCAGCACUCACACUACCUCUCAAGAUACCAAGAGCUCUUUCUCUAUACAAAGACUGUCAUUGUUACAACUGUAUUUUAACGGUUUCUCUCCAAUAACUUUCAAAACUGCUGAUUGUUUUAUAUCUGGCUCUCUGUUCACAGGGACGCCUCUCCUCAAGUGUUAAGAUUCAGUCCAAAGUUAUAUAGCUGUAGAAGAAAGGCUUUAGUCUCGAUCUUUUUCAAAAUGUUAUUUUCGCAACUUUUCUGACUUUGGUUUCAGAAGGAGCCAUUGCUUACAUAAAAAGUGAUCUGUAUUUUCGAAUCACUUGCAAUUUAAUGCUAUUUCUACUUUUCACGUACAUGAUUGUCAGACACACAGCCGCCGUCGAAUUCCUCGUAUGAACAUAGUGCCUACAACGGAGAAUGAAGACUGCCGACGAUGAACUGCACACUGUGGACCCGCACAUAGACUUGCCCGAGUUUCCUGCUCUAUGCCCAUGAUGCUCUCUAAGUGUGUUGUUUGCCACUUUUUUUGAGCAUUUAGCAUGGUCCUCUGUCCUCUAAAGAAGCCAUUACCUGAAUGUGGGUCCACAUCUCUUUGCUCUCGCAUUGUGAUUUACACUGUAAAAAAACUAAUUGUGGAUGUCUAUGGUUGCCUCUCAUGCUGUGGUCUCAAAGACUAUUUCUGAAUGUCCAAACUUACUCCAGUGGAGCAGAGAUUAAUCUAUUCUGAUGUCUUACAUGCUUACUUUUCCCUUCAUCACAAGCUUUUAGGCAUUUUUUUUUUUUUUUUACUACAACUUGGUUAUUAGUUACUACGUAAACUUGUGAAAUGGUAGACCAGAGCAAGGCUCUUAGUUUUUUGACUAACAGUAUUAACAUUCACCAAACAUCAAGUUGCUGCAGUCGAAUGCGAAAGGGCCACAAGCUGCUGUCUCCAUUAAGACUGGGCAGAAACAGGGGGAAGGGAAGAACCAGAGAAUGAGAUUAGGGGGUGGGGGGGGGGUUAAAGCAAACCGCUCCUGUCACGUGGAGAGCUGUGCUAGUGGUGAACGCUACACUGAGAGUUUGACAACAGUUGGACUAUGUGUGCGCUCACAGCAAACUCCACCCCCAGUGAGGCCCCGAGGGGCUUUGAUGUCCUCCCGACCAAUCGUUUCUGUUUAAGGGAGGAGCUUCGUUCUCUCUCUGCUUUAUGUGGAAUAGAAUAACAAGUGGAAGUGGUUCAAUUUGGUCUGUUAGCUCAUGGUGGAAUGUCUUCCCUUGCCCUAUGGAUAGCUCACUUUGAUCAUUAGUGGCUUAAGACAUUUUACGGUCUGAAUUUGAGUUAAAUUUAGACAUUCCAGCAAAAAUACAUGAGAUAUUUCUAUAAUAAUAAUAAUUAUAAAAAGAUCAUUAUAGAGUUUGAGGUUGCAGCAGGAAAGGCCUUUCGUUUUUUGGUUGAAAGUGCUGCGCUCGUCCACCUUUAAACUCAGGCUUGCAGACACCCCACCCUGCCUUUCCCGCUCACAAAACCUGACACUAAAGACGUUUACACUCAGAUUUUAGGAAACAUGAGAUAAACCAGAAAGACACUUUAUGAUGAGACCAUUGGCAUUGACUCAGCGACCUGUUUUUAAUGCUGAAAGCUUUUUAAGCUUUGUAAGCUUGAUCAGUUUGUUUCUUUAGCUUUUUGUGUUGUGUACAGACAUUUGUAUUUAUAUAUUUUACUUGUGUUUUGAUGUUUGUUUUGUUAUUGUUGACUGAAGAUCAUGACAUAAUAUAUUGCUUUUAUUUAAGAGUGAGAUAUAAUCAGUAGACUUCGGCCUUUUGGAGGUUUUAUUUGUUUUAUGAAAUGUGAUUUGUACUUCACCUCCUCUUCUUAGUAAUAAUGAACAUUUAACAUGAAGAUUUAUGAGAGCUGUUUAUCCAUGAAAUUAUUUGUAAAUAUGUCUAUCUGUGCUAACUCUGAACUGAAAGACGAUUGGAUCUUCACAGUGUGUUCACUUCCCUUUGGACCAGGUGGUUAUUUAGGCAGCUUUUUAAACAGUUUUUAUGCUAAAGUGGUGAAUGAAGAGCGUUUUCAGUUGUCGGCCUCAUUUAAAUGUAAUGUGUCCCCUUGCUUGAAUUUCAGUCUUUUGAAGGACAUUAAUUUCACAAUAAUCAGCCCCAGGAGCUUCUGGUUCUAAACUAAUGUUCGUUAAGCUUUAGUCUAGAAGCUUGUAUUGCUGUGCACUGAGCAGCAGUGUAAAGUGGUUUACACUUUGUCAAACUGAUGAACAGAUUAUUUAAAUAGUAAUGUGUCAAAUAAUAAGUGUGUUACAUUUGAUGUACUAGUUGCACAGACAAUACAAAAAGCAGCAAGAGUUUGUAUUAUCAUGGACCUUCUCAUUAAUUGGUUGUGAGGCACAAAACAGGAAGCUUUAAACAUCACCUCAUCUUGUUAAUCUGGCAAUUAAAAAAAACAAAAACUUUUUUUAUUAUCCUAAUAAAAUUGUAAUAUCAGAAACCUCAAAAUGUCACUUUGUUCCAAGUGCAAUAUGAAAAUAGGAACAUGCGCUGUCUUGCAUAAUAGCAAAUGACACAAUGUAGUAUGCCUGUAUACCUUUUAAUAAAUGGCUAGAUGUUUUUAUUUUAUUUUAUUUUUUCUAACGACGAUUUUAAACCUUACAUUUUUUUUCUUUCCCUAGAAACUGUCCUUUGAUCUGUUUUGAAAGCAGAUUUUUGUGAUGUAUGUAAAUAAUAAAGCAUUUUCUUCUGCAGUCAUAUUCUAUGCAAUACAUUGUAGCAGGUCAGUAUCUCUAAUAAAAAAUAGAAAUGAAAAA